AUGGCUGAGAUCAAGCUUUGUCUAGAUGCCCUAGAGGCCGUAAAGGGGCAGGUGGUUGUCAUGACAGGUGGCUCACAAGGAAUUGGAGCAGCAACUGUUUCGAUGCUAUACAAAAGAGGCGCCCAUGUCUAUUUUGGCGACAGCAAUGAAAUCAGAGGUCGCGAGCUCGUGGAUUCCCUUCGAUCGAACACGCCCAAUACCGGAGGAUCUGUUCAUUUCCAAAAACUCGACGUCCGCGACUACAGGUCACAGCUGCAACUUUUUCAGACGCCUUACAAAGAGAAAGGCCGGGUCGAUGUCGCCGUCUCCUGCGCUGCGGUUACCGAGCCAAGCGGUUGGUUUGGGACAGACGACCUCAACCUGGAGACCGUAAUGAUGGAGCCACAGCCGCUCAAAGAUGCUAUUGAGAUCAACUUGACUAGCGUGGUCUUGUUUUGUCGCAUAGCUCUUGCCUACAUGGGUGUAAAAGAUGAUUCGAAAGUGCCCGAUAACAUCACCUUCCCGACCUCCAAAUCCAUCGUUCUGGUGUCGUCUAUCGCAGGGGUUGUUGAACAGACUGGUCUCUUUUCGUACAGCUCUGCAAAGCAUGGCAUAAUCGGACUCAUGAGGUCCUUGAGAGCGUGGGCUCCCGCCAAGUAUAACGUGCGCAUCAACGCCAUCUGUCCUUGGGCCACGGAUACACAAAUGAUGAAGACUGUGCGUUCCGCCUGGUUGGAGCACGGCCUGCCCAUCAAUACGCCGGACGAGGUGUCGCAGUUCAUCCUGCAGCUGGCAACUGAUAAAACGUUGAACGGCAGGUGUGUUGUGGUUGGUGGCGGACGAGGGUUUGAUACUGAGGGCAUCGGCAAUACAAUGUCUGAGUGGUUUGGACCCGAGCUUACUCGAGAAUUUUUGCGGGCACAAAAGGUUCUAGGAAUGGGUGACGACUGGUCCAGCACACAAAAAGGGGGAAAACGUAGAGACAUGCUUCAUCUGCCAACCGGUUGA
Molecule: messenger RNA, 987 nt
Organism: Fusarium vanettenii 77-13-4
Lineage: Eukaryota; Fungi; Ascomycota; Sordariomycetes; Hypocreales; Nectriaceae
Exons: 3
Coding region: 1-987 (328 amino acids)
Cellular component (GO): cytoplasm
Molecular function (GO): oxidoreductase activity, acting on the CH-OH group of donors, NAD or NADP as acceptor
Source: RefSeq, a predicted model, not a curated record